CAUUUGUGUACGUCAUCAUCAUGAGACAGAAACGGGUAAAAGGUAUCGUGGUUGUGGUUGUAUGUAAUACGAAGUAGAGGUCUGUGCCAGAAGAAUGAUGAAUGUAAACAGAUUGGUCAUCCUGUCUAAAUCCGUUCACAUCGGACAGCGCCUGCUCGCCGGUAAUGUGAGGCAUGCUGGGAAAGAAGACGUACGCUUUCAGCAGCGGAGGUCCAUUGAAACGCACUCAAGAAACCUCGCGUAUGCCAAGGAGUUGUUCCUCGGUCAGGUGAACAAGGCAGAGGUCUUCCCGUAUCCAGAAAUUGGAAACGAAGAAUUGGAGGAAAUCAACCAGCUUGUUUCACCUGUGGAAAAAUUCUUUAAUGAGAAAGUUGACUCAGCGAAGAUUGACAGAGAAGCCAAAAUCCCUCCAGAGACUUUGAAUGGGCUGAAGGAGCUUGGGCUGUUUGGGAUCAUGGUUCCUGAGGAGUAUGGGGGUCUGGGAUUGUCCAACACAAUGUAUGCACGACUGGCUGAGAUCACCUCAUUAGAUGGCUCUAUUGCCGUAACACUGGCUGCACAUCAAGCCAUUGGACUGAAGGGGAUUCUGAUAGCAGGAAAUGAAGCCCAGAAGCAGAAAUAUCUUCCCAAACUGGCCUCAGGAGAACACAUCGCAGCUUUCUGCCUCACAGAACCUGGAAGUGGAAGUGAUGCAGCCUCCAUUCAGACCCGCGCAACCCUGUCAGAAGACGGGAAACAUUACCUGAUCAACGGCUCGAAGAUUUGGAUUUCAAAUGGAGGCAUGGCAGAUAUUAUGACAGUGUUUGCCAGGACGGAGGUGCUUGUGGAUGGUGUGAAGAAAGAUAAAAUUUCAGCAUUCAUUGUAGAGAGGGCUUUCGGGGGCAUCACCAGUGGCAAGCCUGAGGACAAACUGGGCAUCCGAGGUUCCAACACUUGUGAAGUGUCCUUUGACAAUGUCCCAGUGCCACUGGAGAAUGUCAUAGGAGAAGUAGGAGGUGGAUUCAAGAUUGCCAUGAACAUCCUGAACUCAGGAAGGUUCAGUAUGGGCAGUUCUUCAGCUGGAAUGAUUAAAAAGCUGAUCGAAAUGACCUCUGAGUAUGCUGCGACCAGAAAGCAGUUCAACAAGAGCUUGGGCGAAUUUGGUAUGAUUCAGGAGAAAUUUGCAUUGAUGGCUCUUAAUGCCUUCGUGAUGGAGAGCAUGGCGUACCUGACAGCAGGGAUGAUGGACAGACCGGGGCUUCCAGACUGUUCUCUAGAGGCUGCUAUGGUCAAGGUGUUCAGCUCAGAGGGAGGCUGGAUUUGUGUCAGUGAAGCUCUUCAGAUCCUUGGAGGUCUGGGUUAUACAAAGAACUACGCCUAUGAGCGCUACGUCAGGGACUGUCGCAUCCUGCCUAUCUUUGAGGGUACCAAUGAAAUCCUGAGGAUGUACAUUGCUCUCACUGGAAUGCAGUAUGCUGGCAAAAUCCUCACAGGGAAAAUAAAGGAGAUGAAGAAAGGAAACAUAGGUCUGGCCUUGGGCAUGGUAGGCAAGAAACUCAAGAGCUCAUUGGGAAGUACAGUGGACCUUGGCCUGACAGGAAAAGACGGAGUGGUGCAUCCCAGCUUGGCAGAAAGUGCAAAGAAGUUGGAACAGAAUGUCAGCCUUUUUGGAUCUACUGUGGAGAGCCUGCUGUACAGAUAUGGAAAGACUAUAGUGGACGAACAGCUCAUCCUGAAAAGGGUAGCAGAUGUGCUCAUCAACCUCUACGCUAUGACAGCUGUCCUGUCCAGAACCAGCCGCUCCAUCAGCAUCGGCCUGAGGAGUCAUGACCAUGAGGUGCUGCUCGCUAACACAUUCUGUAGUGAAGCUUUCUUCAAGAACAAUUACUUGAUGACUCAGUUGCAAAAACACUCUCCUGAGAAUAUUGAUGCCAACAUCAAGAAGAUUGCCAGGGAGGUGUUGGAGAACAGAGCUUAUGUCUGCUCUCACCCUUUAGAAAGAACAUACUGAUAUUCCCCAUGUCAUCAUAAUACUGUCUCCUCUGUUCAGAUUGGACUGUAUGGACCGGUCCAUUUCACACUUCCAAUAAUCUCUCUUUACUCUUCUAUUACUACUCACUUUGGUUGACAUUAUUUGUGCUGCUGAUAAAUAAAUGAAGCGAUUUUUGUAAGUAGUUGCUGUACUUUACUAAACUUGUCUUCAAAGAUAACACCUUUAGCAAUCUUUGGAAAAUGGGCGCUCCCUUGUGAUGACAUUAUAUGGGUUUUAUUUGAAGUGCUCUUCAAUUUUAUGUUAUUAAUUAUUGCACAAGAUAUUAGUUUUAAUGCCUAUUGGACUUCUGGUCUACAGGGGACAGUUUUUGUGGCUUCUUCAGUAUUCCUGAAAGGCGGGCCAGCUGAUGUCUGUGUCUUAAUUUGGGGAUAUUCUUUUAAAAAGUGGAGACACUCUGCUCCGCCUCUGUCAGAGGCAGGGCAGGAUGCUUAUACAGGAAUGAAUGCUGCUUAUUGAAUUCCCUGUAAGAAGCAACAGAAUACACCAAAUUAAGACAAACCCUAUUAUGAUUUUCUCCAAUAUCUGUUGAGUUUCUUUGGUUUCUGAAUAAAAAGUGAACCUAA
Epinephelus fuscoguttatus (brown-marbled grouper) is the source of this 2595-nucleotide messenger RNA. RefSeq names its product acyl-CoA dehydrogenase family, member 9 (gene acad9). Gene Ontology annotation, molecular function: flavin adenine dinucleotide binding; acyl-CoA dehydrogenase activity. The transcript has 18 exons. The coding region runs from base 95 to 1990 and encodes 631 amino acids. The record is from RefSeq and is a predicted model, not a curated record. NCBI's taxonomy places the organism in Eukaryota, Metazoa, Chordata, Actinopteri, Perciformes, Serranidae.